This is a messenger RNA of Pocillopora verrucosa, 1797 nucleotides long. RefSeq names its product somatostatin receptor type 5-like. Gene Ontology annotation, cellular component: plasma membrane. Gene Ontology annotation, biological process: G protein-coupled receptor signaling pathway. The record is from RefSeq and is a predicted model, not a curated record. Gene Ontology annotation, molecular function: G protein-coupled receptor activity. Lineage: Eukaryota; Metazoa; Cnidaria; Anthozoa; Scleractinia; Pocilloporidae.
AAAUAAGGUAAUGGGGAAAUCUCAAUCCUUCCACUACUGAUUGGAAAGCUGCUACAAUUAGAAAGCUUUUUUAAACUACUGGCAUCUUGGUUUGGAAGGAAUAGAAAGGUUCAUUUUAAGUGACGCAGUCCUCGCUGUGCAGUUUGAAAACCUUGGGCGAUAUCUGGUUCGUUAUCAUUGGUCAGAAGACGGGGAUCUUUAACAAAUUCAAGAAAAAAAAUGAAUUGGAGUAACACCACGAUACCUUCACCUGCGAGCACGAGGGCACAUCCAUGGUUCGUGAUCUUCUGUGUCGAAGCGUUUAUCAUUGUAUGUGGUAAUCUUAUCACUAUUUUGGCAUUUGUCUCAAGCAAAUCCUCGAGAAAAAGUAAAUUCAUGCUGCUUACUAAUCUUUCCGUAGCAGACAUGUUAGUCGGCGCUUUUCCUUUGCCUUUAUAUUUAGCUUACCUAGGAGCCGAAAUGUCCUUUUGGAACAUUCACUGGGGACUGGCUUUGGAUAUAACUUUGUUCGGGCUGGAUGUUCUUCUUGGAUUUGCAUCUCUGACAACUCUUACAGUGAUUUCUCUUGAACGUGUCUACGCCGCUUUGGUUCCAGUUGGUUAUCGCGGUCUCAGUUCGCGAAAUUAUUUGUUUUCCAUCGCGUUGAUUUGGUCUGUUGCUUCGACCACCACAGUCGUUUGCCUUGUGAGUAAUUUUGUGCUUAACUCCAUGAAAAUCGCAACCUAUGUAUCCAUGUCUCUGCUGAGCGUGCUCUGUAUUGUGAUAAGUGUCUCGUAUUUGACAAUAUGGCGCCGAAUCAAAUCGAAAAGAAGGUUCAUUCGUCAAAAGUCGAGCGAGUAUGAAAACAAACUAGCUUUGACAUUGUUUAUUGUGACACUCACCUCGCUUGCAGCCUGGCUUCCUUUUGUUAUUGUUAACGUUCUGUUCGUGUUUUCAUCGGUUCAUUUUAGUUUCAAUUUUUUUUAUUUUUCCAAAGUACUUCACUAUGGAAACUCCUUCGUUAAUCCUUUAGUUUACAGCUUAAGGAUGCCAGAGUUUCGCAGCUCGGUAGUUCGAAUUUUCUGCACGAGUUCUAGGCAGAGGAAAGGCGCCGCCAGCUGUCAGCGCAGCGUUACUGAAGAUGUUCAAAGUACCUCUCGAUCACCUCGAUGCAAAACACAAAAGGAUGAAUUGAGUACGCCCACUAAAAGCAAAAAUACCACAGUGACCUGGAGAAAAGGUAAUCCCCAGGAAGUCUCGGUUCUACUUACUGACCUGGGAGACACUGAAAAGUUUUGAUGAUUCAAAUAAACAAACUUCGAAUCAGAUUUAUCUCUGGCUUUUCUUUCAUUCCUUUCAAACUGUUACAGUGGAUUUACACAGAGAAGAACUCGAAGUUUAUCCUUUUUUUCAUUCGAGUGAAAGGCCAGGAGAAGAUUCACAUAAGUAGCUUUACGAAAUUAAUUUUCCUUGGCUGUUGCCCAAUCUUGUACUGCGCUGGAUCUGCCUCACCUCGCCUCGAUCGACCAUGGCCACACUUUGUCAUCGUCUUCUUUCCGCGCUGUAGGUCUUUUGCAUGUGACUUUUUUAUUGGUUCUUCGUGGUGUUGAAUUUUUCUCUGGUUGGCUCUGUUUUUUUUUUUUGUUUUGUUUUUUUAUUUUGAUGGCCGAACUGAAAGGGCUCUUCGCGCUUGAUCAUCUUUAUUGUGGAAUCCUCUUUUUCUGCUUUUAAUUUUAGAAGUCAUGAUUUCACAUUUGGGGUGACAGGAAAACGAGGACUCGGGCACACCGUGUUUUUAGGCUUAACAUAGCCUUUUUC